Molecule: messenger RNA, 2125 nt
Organism: Entelurus aequoreus (snake pipefish)
Lineage: Eukaryota; Metazoa; Chordata; Actinopteri; Syngnathiformes; Syngnathidae
Product: class E basic helix-loop-helix protein 22-like
Exons: 1
Coding region: 63-905 (280 amino acids)
Molecular function (GO): protein dimerization activity
Source: RefSeq, a predicted model, not a curated record
GGACUAGGACUAGGACUAGGAUCAGGACCAGGACCAGGAGCAGGAGCAGGAGCAAGCGAGUCAUGGACCGCAGGAUGAACUUGAGUGGCGGCGCGGCUGCAGACAUUUUCCACAAAACUCUGAGCGCCGUAUCCGGUAAGAAGAUGGACCCCUUCAGAACCGGCAUGGAGCUUCCGCCGCGGGACCGCCACGACUCGCCCAUCGGCUGCUUCGACCACCAGGGCGACCCGGACCCCAUCCAGCCGGGCGGUCUGGCCGGGGUCCGAGGCGGCGCCCUGGGGUUACCCACCGGCUCUCUGUGCGUCAAGUACGGGGAGAGCGCCAACCGGACGCUGGCGGCAGCGGCAGCGGCGGCGGCGGCGGCGGCGGAGAGCAGCGGCGGUGAGCAGAGCCUGGACGACGACAGCGACGGCCGCUGCGACAUGGUGCUCCUGGCCGACCCUCGGACCGGCAUCCCGGGCAAGGCGGAGGGCGGCAAGAAGACCAAGGAGCAGAAGACCCUGCGGCUCAACAUCAACGCCCGGGAGCGGCGGAGGAUGCACGACCUGAACGACGCGCUGGACGAGCUGCGGGGGGUCAUCCCGUACGCGCACAGCCCCUCCGUGCGUAAACUCUCCAAAAUCGCCACCUUGCUGCUGGCCAAGAACUACAUCCUCAUGCAGGCGCAGGCCCUGGAGGAGAUGCGGCGGCUGGUGGCCUACCUCAACCAGGGCCAGGCCAUCUCCGCCGCCUCCAUACCGGCCACCACCGCGCUGGCCGCGCCGCCCGGCCUGGGCGCCUACGAGCAGCCGACCGGCUUCCCCUUCCCCGCCGCCGGGGUGGCGUCGUCCUCCUGCCCGGACAAGUGCUCCUUGUUCGGCUCGGCCGCCUCCAGCCUGUGCAAGCAGUGCACCGACAAGCCUUAGCCCCGCGCGGCCUCCGCUUCUUGGGACACUUUAGGAGACCGAGACCGGCAAGGUUAGCGACUUCUACCGAUCGAUACUUUUGUAAUAUUUACAUCUUUUUGGUUGAGACGAGACUUGAUUGUGUACAUAAGUCAUCCUUCAAGUGCUGCUGCGAAUGCGAGUGGAGACCAAACCAGCUUUUUUGGGACGUUUUUUGCUGACCUGAUAACUUUUUUUGUUGUUUUUUAAGGGUUGGGGUCUACCUUUCUCUGCUGCUUCCAUUUUUUUUAAAAUUUUUUUUUACCUUUUUUAUUGGCUUCUCAAUCAGAGAGUUGUAAAACAUGAAGAAUGUGACAAAGAAGGAACUUCUUCAUUCCUAUACAUACUUUUGUGUCUUUUAUUUAUUUCAAUUUGCACAUGGUGGUCUUAUGAUUAUUAUUAUUCAUUAUAAUUAAUAAUAUUUAAUGGAUGCUUGUCAGGUCAAGGGGAUCCGUGUCGAUAUUUCACUUAUUCUACGCGCAGAGGGCCCGUUUGUAUGUAUUUGAGUGUGGAAAAGCUUUAUUAAAAUAUUUUCAACAACAGAAAAAAAAACCCCACUACUCGUUAUUCUUUAUUUCAUCUUUGAAAAAAUAAAAACCCAUUUCAUUUAAUUAUAAAAAUGGUAUUUAAAAAAUAUAUUAAUUGUGGUUAAAAAUGGAAAAAAAAAAAAUAUUUGUGCAUGAAAAGCAAAGGUGCAGAUGUCAGCAGCAUGGUCAGGGGUAGGCUGACGAUUUUAUUAUAUCGGAUUAAAAAAAAACAGAAAGUUCAGCGAUAUGACGACUUGGUGCAAGAACGAGGCCUUCACGCAGGCUUUACUGCAUCUGUGACGAGUUAUUCCGACAACAAGGCCGCUGUGUCGCCUUUAAUCCUGUCACUUUUGGCAUAUUCCUUGAAUCCGGAGCCGGAAUAAUCAGGAGAAUUUAAAAAAAAUAAAAAAAGUUUGGGGGUGAUGAAAAGUGUUUAGUAGAAGAAGAAAAAAAAGCACAUUUUACUCUCAAGAUGCAAUACAAGUUGGUGGAAGUGUGUGUGAGAGUGUGUGUGUGUGAAAGAAGAGAAUCAGGAGGGCCUCACAUAUUUUGUUGUUUUUAUCUUCAUGCAUGAUAAAGACCAAUUUUUUAUGUCCAUUGUAGAAAAUCUAAUACGGUUUUGAACUAACACUGCCUGGAUGCCAAGGAUGAUGAAAUGUAUCAGAAAAGCAAAAU